UCCCCGGUCUCUCUCUCUUUCUCUCCCCCCGCCGGCCGCAACCUUCGGCGCGCAACUCUCCGCGCCACCAACACCACGAGCAAAAUUAAGCAAGAAGACGAGGGGAGGACGCGCGCGCGGAAGGAGGGUCCGACUCCGACAUGAGUCUUCCCCUUGUCUCCCUCCCAUCGCCACCGCCUCCCCUAUACUCGCUCCGUCUCCAUGGCGCGGCUUCUUCUCCUCCUCCUUCUCUCCGCCGCUACGGCCGCCGCCGCCGUCAACCCCCGCCGCUCCCUCGCCGCGCAGACCAGAGGCGACGUGGCGUCCUUGGCCGCUGGGAGCCCGAUGGUGGCGGGGGUCAUGAACGACCGCCUCAAGUCCAUCACCACCUCAUUCGCGCAGCAGAUGGGCAGGGAGUUCCACUACUGCAUCAAGAACAUGGAUGACGAGUGGAACACCGCCUUCAAUUUCUCCUCCGAUCCCACCUUCCUCACCAACUGCAUGAAGGAGACCAACGGAGACCUACCACAGCGUGUGUGCACGGCCGCUGAGAUGAAGUUCUACUUUGAAAGCUUCCUCGAAGGCAAUGGAAAAAAGAACUACGUCAGACCAAACAAGAACUGCAACCUCACAUCAUGGAUCGAUGGCUGUGAGCCUGGAUGGGCAUGCAGUGCUGGCAAAGAACAGCAGGUCAACUUACAAGAUGCUGUCAACUUCCCUUCUAGAACUCUUGAUUGUCGAGGUUGCUGUGCUGGCUUCUUUUGCCCUCAUGGCCUCACUUGCAUGAUACCAUGUCCUUUGGGAGCAUACUGUCCCGGGUCCACUUUAAAUAAAACAACAGGAGUCUGUGAUCCGUACAACUAUCAGCCACCUCCUGGGAAGCCGAAUCAUACUUGUGGUGGUGCUGAUAGAUGGGCAGAUGUCGUUAGUACCGAUGAUGUUUUUUGUCCAGCUGGUUACUACUGUCCAAGCACUAUAAAGAAACUCUCUUGUAGUAGUGGGUUUUACUGCAGGAAGGGUUCAACUUCACAAACCAAAUGCUUCAAUAAGGGCAGCUGUAAACCAAACUCUGUGAAUCAGGACAUUACCAUAUUUGGUGCACUGCUAGUGGGUGCCUUGAGCUUAGUGCUGUUGAUCAUUUACAACUUCUCUGGACAACUUCUAAUAAACCGGGAGAAAAAGCAAGCAAAAUCUAGGGAGGCUGCUGCAAGACAUGCAAGAGAGACUGCACAGGCUCGUGAAAGGUGGAAAUCAGCUAAAGAUGUCGCAAAAAAGCAUGCUGUGGGCCUGCAGUCAUCACUGUCCCGCACAUUCUCACGCAAAAAGACUCUUAGGACACACGAACCGUCCAAAGGAGGUACCGGUCUGCCUCCAACUGAAUCUGAUGCUGGGCCAUUGAAAGAAUCAGGAGGAGAUAAGAAUAAUCUUACUGACAUGAUGCGCUCACUCGAAGAGAACCCUGAAAAAGGCGAAGGCUUCAAUGUUGAAAUAGGAGAAAAAAAGAAGACCAAAGGGAGACAUGCGCACACUCAGAGCCAAAUUUUCAAGUAUGCAUACGGACAAAUUGAAAAGGAAAAGGCAAUGGAACAGCAGAAUCAAAAUCUUACCUUUUCAGGAGUGAUAUUGAUGGCCACUGAAGACGAUAUCAAGAAAAGACCCUCAAUUGAGAUUGCUUUCAAAGACCUUACUCUAACCUUGAAGGGGAGUAAGAAAAAACUUCUAAGAUCUGUGACAGGAAAGCUUAUGCCUGGUCGGGUAGCUGCUGUGAUGGGCCCAUCAGGCGCGGGAAAGACCACAUUCUUGAGUGCUAUCGCUGGUAAGGCAACUGGAUGCGAGACAACAGGUAUGAUACUUAUAAAUGGGAAAUUGGAACCUAUUCGUGCAUACAAGAGAAUCAUUGGCUUUGUCCCGCAAGAUGAUAUUGUCCACGGGAAUUUGACUGUUCAAGAGAAUCUCUGGUUCAAUGCAAGAUGCAGGCUUUCUGCUGACAUGUCAAAAGCUGAUAAGGUUCUGGUCGUGGAAAGAGUUAUUGAGUCGUUGGGACUGCAAGCAGUUCGUGAUUCUUUGGUUGGAACUGUUGAACAGCGUGGCAUCUCAGGUGGCCAGCGCAAACGAGUAAAUGUAGGGCUAGAAAUGGUCAUGGAACCCUCCGUGCUUAUUUUAGAUGAGCCAACAUCGGGUUUGGACAGUGCUUCAUCCCUGCUUUUACUUCGCGCCCUACGAAGGGAAGCUCUUGAGGGUGUCAACAUAUCUAUGGUCGUUCAUCAACCCAGUUAUACGCUGUAUAAGAUGUUCGAUGAUUUGAUACUUCUCGCGAAAGGUGGUAUGACUGUGUACCACGGGCCUGUAAAGAAAGUGGAGGAAUACUUUGCAGGAUUGGGCAUUGUUGUGCCGGAUCGUGUGAACCCACCAGACUACUAUAUAGACAUCUUGGAAGGAAUUGUGAAGCCAAACUCAAAUGCACCUGUAAAUGUCAAAGAUCUCCCUAUCAGAUGGAUGCUGCACAAUGGAUAUGAAGUUCCACGAGAUAUGCUGCAGAGUGCUUCUGACGCAGAAUCAUCUUUCAGGGGGGGAGGGGAUCAUGCCUUAGGUGAUGACUCUGGGCAAUCUAUUGCUGGUGAAGUGUGGGGCAAUGUCAGGGACAUAGUUGGACAGAAGAAAGAUGAGUAUGAUUACAAUAAGUCUUCUGAAAACUUAUCGAAUCGACGCACUCCUGGGAUCCUUAGGCAAUACAAAUACUACCUGGGGAGGUGUGGCAAGCAGAGGCUUCGUGAGGCUAGAAUACAAGGAGUUGACUAUCUGAUACUGGGUCUUGCUGGUAUCUGUUUAGGCACACUAGCAAAAGUGAGCGAUGAGACAUUUGGAGCACUUGGUUACACAUACACUGUCAUUGCUGUCUCUCUGCUGUGCAAGAUUGGGGCCCUGAGAUCAUUUUCGCUCGAGAAGAUACACUACUGGAGGGAGAGAGACUCUGGCAUGAGCUCGCUGGCAUACUUCCUGUCGAAAGAUACAAUAGAUCACUUCAACACGAUCAUCAAGCCAAUGGUGUACCUCUCCAUGUUUUACUUCUUCAACAACCCAAGGUCGUCAAUUUGGGAGAACUACGUGGUUCUUGUGGCGCUUGUCUACUGUGUGACGGGAAUCGGCUACACCUUUGCCAUCUUCUUCCAGCCUGGUUCCGCACAGCUGUGGUCGGCGCUGCUUCCGGUUGUUCUAACUCUAAUAGCAACCCAGCAGAAGGACACCUUCUUUGCUAAUCUGUGCUACACAAAGUGGGCUCUGGAAGCAUUUGUGAUUGCGAAUGCUCAGAGGUAUUCUGGCGUGUGGCUGAUAACGCGGUGCGGUUCGCUGGUGAAGAGUGGGUACAACAUCAACGACAAGAUUCUGUGCAUAGUGGUUCUUGCGGUGAACGGGGUGAUAUUCCGGUGUGUGGCAUUCUUCUGCAUGGUGAUCUUCCAGAAGCACUGAUAUAUGAGCAUGCUCUGUUCCUUGUUUGUUUGUCUUUCUGUCUGUCGGCCCAUAGAUAGAUAACAAUGUGGCAUAGCAGCAGAUGAUUUGUUCAUCAUGGCAUGUAGCGAGUAGAAGAAGAAUACAUUAUACAUGCAGUGUUGCUACAGUAGAAAGGGAAUGCCAGAUAACAAGUUGAUACUCCAUAUGAGAGGAAAGAAAAAAUGGAAUCCUUCCCUCC
This is a messenger RNA of Phragmites australis (common reed), 3667 nucleotides long. Its product is annotated as ABC transporter G family member 28-like. The transcript has 13 exons. Bases 202 to 3447 code for a protein of 1081 amino acids. The record is from RefSeq and is a predicted model, not a curated record. Lineage: Eukaryota; Viridiplantae; Streptophyta; Magnoliopsida; Poales; Poaceae. Gene Ontology annotation, molecular function: ATP hydrolysis activity; ABC-type transporter activity; ATP binding.